Panthera uncia (snow leopard) is the source of this 982-nucleotide messenger RNA. RefSeq names its product transmembrane protein 183A-like. Lineage: Eukaryota; Metazoa; Chordata; Mammalia; Carnivora; Felidae. Gene Ontology annotation, molecular function: protein binding. Gene Ontology annotation, cellular component: SCF ubiquitin ligase complex. The record is from RefSeq and is a predicted model, not a curated record. Gene Ontology annotation, biological process: regulation of protein stability.
ACUGACCAGAUAUACAAUCCGGACGCCCCUUCCAAACCGGAAUCUGAUUACUAAUGGACUGGCCCAGCACAGGGCUGCCCUCAGCGACGAGAAGCAGUAAUCUCCCUAUAUUCUCAGGGAGAAUGGGUACUGAGGAUGCCACCAGUCUGAGUCGAACGCUGUGCAUCCAUGAGAGAACCGUCUCCAGAAAAAAAAAAAAACAGCAAGAGGCACAAGGAAGACCUGGACGGGGCUGGAGGAGAAGAGUAUCCCAUGGAUAUUUGGCUAUUGGUGGCCUCCUAUAUCCGUCCUGAGGACAUUGUGAAUUUUUCCCUGAUUUGUAAGAAUGCCUGGAAUGUCACUUGCACUGCUGCCUUUUGGACCAGGUUGUACCGAAGGCACUGCACGCUGGAUGCCUCUCUGCCUUUGCGCCUGCGACCAGACUCCAUGGAGAAGCUGCGCUGUCUCCGGGCAUGUGUGAUCCGAUCUCUGUACCAUAUGUAUGAGCCAUUUGCUGCUCCAAUUUCCAAGAAUCCAGCCAUUCCAGAAAGCACUCCCAGCACAUUAAAGAAUUCCAAAUGCUUACUUUUCUGGUGCAGAAAGAUUGUUGGGAACAGACAGGAACCAAUGUGGGAAUUCAACUUUAAGUUCAAAAAACAGUCCCCUAGAUUAAAGAGCAAGUGUAUGGGAGGGUUGCAGCCUCCCAUUCAGUACGAAGAUGUUCAUACCAACCCAGACCAGGAAUGCCGCCUACUACAGGUCACUACCCUCAACUUCAUCUUUAUUCCAAUUGUCAUGGGAAUGAUAUUUACCCUGUUUACUAUCAAUGUGAGCACAGACAUGCGGCAUCAUCGCGUGAGACUGGUGUUCCAGGACUCUCCUGUCCGUGGUGGCCGGAAACUGCGCAGGGAACAGGGCGUGCAAAUCAUCCUGGACCCAGCGCACAGCGUUCGACUCUUUGGUGGUGUCCCAAUAUUUUUAAUGUAAUGCCUUUGGGCAGGGC